Messenger RNA from Myripristis murdjan (pinecone soldierfish), 5076 nucleotides. RefSeq names its product zinc finger, BED-type containing 4 (gene zbed4). The transcript is spliced from 2 exons. The record is from RefSeq and is a predicted model, not a curated record. Gene Ontology annotation, molecular function: DNA binding; protein dimerization activity. Bases 433 to 4230 code for a protein of 1265 amino acids. NCBI's taxonomy places the organism in Eukaryota, Metazoa, Chordata, Actinopteri, Holocentriformes, Holocentridae.
CUGUGGCUUCAUUUUAUUGCCCCUUUCGCCAUAUUGGAGACCCUACGCCCGGUGACAUCAUUAGAGCAUGUUCCUUCCGUCCGACGCUGUGUGGAGCUGCUUCAGCCGAACGUGAAUUGCUAGCAGCAAACCAGGAGACAAAGCAACAAAGUGAACCCCCCUUUUGGAUCAAUCAAAUGUGUCAUAUUUAACUGUUUAGCAGCCGAAACCCAGUGAUCACAUCGUAAUACUACAUGGUCCUGCAAAAGGAGGAAUUAUUCCCAUCAUAAAUGGCGGACAGGAACAAGCAGGCACCCUGUGUUCUCAACAGCUGCACGCACAUGACAACAACUGCUUAAGAACUACAAUAUCAAUGACUAAGCCUGAAAAAGACGUAGAUUGCAUUUGACAACGCAGACCUGAUUACUCUGCAGAAACCCUUGGGCUGUUGCGAUGGACGGGGAGGACGAGGUCUCUCACAUGAAUGAGGAUAUGGUUAAUGACCCUAACGGCUCUGUGGAAAGUAAGAAAAGAGAGGCAAAAGGGACGUGUCUGAAAAUUGAAGGCCAGGAUGGCUAUGUGUUCAAAUCCUACAGCAUUAACCCUCAUGAGACUGCAGAUGAACAGUCAUCUGCCUGUUCCUCAGUAACACUGGCUAAAGACUCUCCCUCUUCUCUCCAGGGGGCAGAACAACAUGUAUCUUCUCAGGUUGAUAAACACUUAGAGUUGGAUGAAGCAAUGGAGAUUAAUCCAGCUUCUCCUGCUCUUUCAAACAAAAGCCUAAACACUGAUAUUGAGGGACUGACCCAGAAAGAAAAGCCUGAAAAUGAUAAUGAAGCAAGUAAACAUAUCAAAGAGGAGGAUGCAGAUGCCGAUGCAAAUGGUGUGGAGGAGGAAACCCAAGAAGAUGAAAGAUUAUCGUUUGAUAGUUCCAUGGGCCCUUUUGUCACUAGAGAUAAUGAUGACUAUAGUAAUUUGCUAAGUGGAUACACAAGCACCCUUUAUGAUGUUGCUAUGGACGCUGUCACUCAGAGCCUUUUGUCGUCCAUGAGGAGCCAUGCAAACCCUAGGAAAAAAUCUCCUGCCUGGAAUCAUUUCUGCAUAUCGCCACGAGACAGUACCAAAGCAAUCUGUUUAUACUGCAUGAAAGAGUUCAGUCGUGGUAAAAAUGAGAAAGACCUCAGCACAAGUUGUUUGAUGAGGCAUGUACGAAGGGCUCACCCCACUGUGCUUUUACAAGACGGAGGAGAUGCCUCCUCAAACAAUUUGACUAGCUCUCUUGCCACAUCUUUGAUACCUCCUUCCCCAAACUCACCAAAAAAUGGAGACUUGACAAAUAGCAUUAUUACUCCUGCCUCAAAGAACACUUCACCGUCCACCUCCUCAGCUGAAAAUUCAGACCCGUCAUCCAAAGAAGUGUUAUCCAAAGUUGAACCAAAACUAGACUCCUGUGCCAAUACUGACACUGCUUGUGGCACGCUCUCAUCCUCACAUUCCAGUGAAAAUAAUGGUGAAGACAUGUCAGACCUAGGGCCUGAGCGCCUGCCUGGGACCCCCAAAAGCUCUAGUUCCCGUCGCAGAUCGGCUGUAUGGAAACACUUCUACCUGUCACCUGCUGAUAGCUCCAAAGCAGUCUGUAUCCACUGCAUGAACGAGUUUAGCCGGGGUAAGAAUGGGAAAGACCUGGGGACAAGCUGUCUUAUUCGUCAUAUGUGGAGGGCCCACAAAGAGGUUGUCAUUGAGGAAAAUGGGCAGGGCAAUCACAUUCCACCGCCCUAUACAAACCCACCCUCACUUCUGUCCCGCACACAGAUGCAGGACUCACUGGAAAUCAAAAAAGAAUCACCCCUUCUCCCAUCCUCACCGGAAACUAUAUUAGAUGAAUUUCCCCAAAGUAUGGAAGAAAACAUGGAUGUGAAAGAGGAAGCUGAUGAGGUUUUGAAUCUCUCUGGACAGGAGUCCUGUCUCAACCUCUCCUUCAAAGUUCAGGGGGAGGACACACCUUUAACUUCCUCACCAUGCGACCUCUCUGAGGGUCCUAGCCUCAAUCAGGAUCAUUCAGUUUUCCAGCAAAACAAGAAAAUCAUGAAACGGGUGAAAUCAGAAGUGUGGCACCAUUUCAUUGUAUCGCCAGUUGACCAGCUCAAAGCACUGUGUCGUUAUUGCCCGUGUGUCAUCAGCCGGGGGAAGCGGGGUGACUUUGGUACAAGCUGUCUGAUGAGACAUCUUAUGAGACGCCACCCGGACGUCCUGAAAAACCAAAAAAGCACAGAUGACAAGGAACCCUCACCCCAUCCCUACUCCAGUCUCACUGCAACAGACACAGUUUCAACCAAAGAAACUGAGAGUCCUGCCAGUGAGAAAAAGCCACAAACCCUGUCUGUUUUCAGUAAAAAGACAUCAAAACUGUGGAACCAUUUCUCCAUUUCACCUGCUGACCCCACAAAGGUGGUUUGUUUGCACUGUAGUCGCACAAUAAGUCGAGGUAAAAAAACGACUAACCUCGGCACAAGUUGCCUUUUCAGGCACAUGCAGAGGUUUCAUGGACACGUUCUUGAAAGUAACAAUACAAUCUCAGGUGAUGUGCCGUCUGCUGAAAUUCAUGUCAAACAAGAGCUCAUGGAUACUUCUGUGUAUGAAGAGAACGGUGAGAGGUUUGAUGAACACCACCCGGUUGCCAAAAAAAUCACCAAACUCAUCGCAGAAAUGCUUGCACUGGAUCUUCAGCCAUCAGCCAUGGUAGAGAAUGCAGGUCUGAACAGACUACUAGAGUACCUCCAGCCUCAGUAUUCUCUGCCUUCCUCCUCUUAUUUCACCAGCACUGCCAUACCAGACAUGUACGAAAGGGUGAAGGAGGUCAUGCUCACACACUUGAAAGAGGCCGAAAGUGGUGUUGUCCACUUCACAACUAGUAUUUGGGUCAGUAGCCAGACAAGAGAAUAUCUGACCCUCACUGCCCACUGGGCGACAUAUGAGUCAAGUGUCAGACCUCAGGGCCAGGACUUUCACUGCUCUGCUCUCCUUAGUGUCUCCCAAAUUGACUGUGAUCAUGAUAUGCUCAACAUCCAGAAGCAGCUUGAGUAUCUGUGGGACUCAUGGAUCACCUCAUCAGGGCUGAAAAAGGGGUUCAUUGUAACUGAUAACAGCGCCAUCAGACACGCUUUGGAGGAUCGAGACCAUGUCACCGUGCAGUGUUUUGGACACACUAUAGACCUCAUCGUUAGCGAAGCCAUAAAGAGCCAGAGAAUGGUUCAGAACCUGCUGAGCAUUGCACGAAAGAUCUGUGAGCGUGUGCACCGCUCAGCAAAGGCCAAGGAGAAGCUGGCCGAGCUCCAGAGGGUUCACCAGCUGCCUGAGAACCAACUGGUUCAGGAUAUCCCUUCCAAAUGGAUGACCUCUUUUUUCAUGCUCGAGCGGCUCGUGGAACAGAAGAAAGCCAUUGACGAGAUGUCGAUUGAGUGCAAUUUCAGGGAAAUGAUCAGCUGCGAUCAGUGGGAGGUGAUGAUGUCGGUCUGCAAUGCACUGAAACCUUUUGAAGUUGCCUGCAGGGAGAUGAGCAACCGCACUGCCACUCUUGGGCAAGUCAUACCACUCAUUCACAUCCUAAACAGAAAGAUAGACCUGCUGUUUGAUGAGACUGUGGGCAUAGACAAUAUGCUCAAAUCUUUGAAGGAGGCCAUGGUGAGCAGGAUGUCUUCAACUCUGCACGACCCACGAUACACCUGGGCAACCAUGCUAGAUCCGCGGUACAAGACCUCACUGUUCACAGAGGAAGAGGCAGAGCGAUGUAAACAAGACCUCAUCCGAGAACUGGAUUUGUCUUUUCCUACCUCAGCUGCAGCUAAGCCUCCGCUGCCCAACGGCUGCAGUGAGGCCUCAGUUUCAUCCAACAGCUCCCACUCAAACAAGGACAACCUCUGGUCCCUCAUGGCUGACAUCCGACACAAGAUAAAACAGGAGGAGAAACCAAAAUCCUCAGAGUUGACAGUGCUGGAGUACCUAGAGGAAGACAUACUUGAUCAAAGCUGUGACCCCCUCGACUAUUGGAACCUGAAAAAGUUCCUGUGGCCCGAACUUGCCAAAGUAGCUGCCCGAUACAUGGGCUGCCCUCCCAGCAUCGUCCCAGCAGAGACACUGUUCAGCACAGCUAGUAUGAACUGUGCCCUAAAUCAGCCCAGGCCUUUACUAGAAAACAUGGAGGGUCUGCUGUUCCUCAAGGUGAACCUCCCCUUGAUUUAUUUUCAGUACUGAAGAGUACAGAGCAUUAACUUGCAAACCCUUUAUCAAGGACCAAGUUACAUCGCUGUGAAAUGGGUCUUUUGUAUCAGGCAAACUGUAAAAGAUAUCAACUUAUACACUGAUAGAUGGAUUCUCAAUGCAAAGGCCAGACUUUGAAGGUUUUUAAUUGUAUUCAGUGUGUACUACUGUUUAACACUUUCGAGCUGAUGUGAUCACAAUGUCUCAGUCAGAAGUGUAUCAGGGAGGGAGGGUUUUUUCUAGCUGUAGGGGUUGUUGAUACAGUAUGUGUUUGCUUGUAAAUUGAUAUGUUUUUGUUCUGUGUCUGCUCUCUCCUUGUGCCUUAUCCAAAACUACUUCAGGUCAAAAUGCUGUAAAUAAUUUGUUAAAUUGCGCAAAUCAUGUCAGGAUUCUGUUGAUUAUAGUUUAAAAAUAGAUGCUGAGUUGUUUUCUGAACGAAAACAUGGCCCAAAAAUAAAUGCUGUGACUGAAAGAUGUUUUAAGUUUAUGUUAUUUAAUUCAUUCAUUGUGAAUUUGUGGCUCAUGGUACUGUCAGUUAGAAAUAGAUUAUUAUUAUUCUUUCUUUUUUUUACUUUCUGAAAUGUUUUUAAUGAGAUCAUGUAUAAUAUUGCUGUAUUUUCAGAAUAAGCAGUUUGUUUGGAAUAUACAAUUUGUCUCUUAAGCACAAUUUAAGUUUAUGUCCAAGGGAUUAAAUUAUGGGUUUAUUGUUGAGUAAAACAAUGUACUGUACAUUUUUAUAUAAAUGACUUCUGAACCUAAUUUGAUAAAUGUUUGAGCAUUGAGACUGGAACCAUGCAAAUUUUGUGGUCUUUGUAAAUAAAGGUUUUCCUUAUGCAACAC